Messenger RNA from Helobdella robusta, 1798 nucleotides. RefSeq lists its product as hypothetical. The coding region runs from base 23 to 1096 and encodes 357 amino acids. Gene Ontology annotation, molecular function: isocitrate dehydrogenase (NAD+) activity; magnesium ion binding; NAD binding. The transcript is spliced from 11 exons. Lineage: Eukaryota; Metazoa; Annelida; Clitellata; Rhynchobdellida; Glossiphoniidae. Gene Ontology annotation, biological process: tricarboxylic acid cycle; isocitrate metabolic process. The record is from RefSeq and is a predicted model, not a curated record. Gene Ontology annotation, cellular component: mitochondrion.
UUUAAAGAGCCCAAGUAUUAAGAUGGCGGCAAGUAGGAUGCUCAGAGCUGUCGCUCCUUAUCUCAAGCCAUUUUCAAGAAAUUUCUCCUCUGCAGAAAUAAGGACAGUAACUUUGAUACCUGGAGAUGGUAUAGGUCCUGAAAUAUCUGCAUCUGUCCAACAAAUCUUCAAAGCUGCUAAUGUGCCCAUAGCAUGGGAUGUAGUAGAUGUAACUCCAGUUAAAGGUCCAGAUAGUCGACUGCACAUCCCACAGAAAGCUAUAGAUUCAGUGAACAAGCAUGGGGUUGGAUUGAAGGGCCCACUCAUGACCCCCAUUGGGAAAGGGCAUCAGUCUUUGAAUUUGGCCCUAAGGAAAGAGUUUCACUUGUAUGCAAAUGUUCGACCAUGCAAGUCGCUAGAGGGCUACAGAACCUUGUACAACAAUGUCGACCUGGUGACCAUCAGGGAGAACACUGAAGGGGAGUACAGUGGUAUUGAACAUGAGAUUGUAAGUGGAGUUGUACAGAGUAUCAAGUUAAUAACAGAGAGAGCUUCAAGGAGAGUGGCAGAGUUUGCAUUCAAGUAUGCCAAGGAUAACAACAGGCAUAGAGUUACUGCUGUCCACAAAGCUAACAUCAUGAGGAUGUCAGAUGGAUUGUUUCUAAAGUGCUGCAGGGAGGCUGCUGAGCAGAACCCGGAGAUAACAUUUGAUGAGAUGUACCUUGAUACCACAUGCCUCAAGGUUGUUGAGGACCCGAAUAGGUUUGAUGUACUUGUCAUGCCUAACCUGUAUGGAGAUAUCAUGAGUGAUCUGUGUGCUGGAUUGAUUGGAGGUCUUGGAGUAACACCAAGCGGAAACAUCGGUGAAAAUGGCGCAAUUUUUGAAUCUGUGCAUGGCACGGCUCCGGACAUUGCGGGGCACGACAAGGCCAACCCGACGGCCCUCCUUCUGAGUGGGGUCAUGAUGUUGCGCUAUAUGAACCUAAAUUCGCACGCCGAUAUGAUUGAGAAGGCCACCUUUGCUACUAUCAAAGAGGGAAAGGCACUGACAGGCGAUCUUGGUGGGACUGCAAAAUGUUCAGAAUACACCAAUGAAAUCUGCUCCAAGAUCUCAUAAAUUACUCACCAAUUAAUUCAUUUAUCAUCAAAAUCCUCUAUUUGAGGGUGUACUUAACUGAGAAUUAUGUUGAUCAUAUGCUUUUCUUUGUUUGUGGCGAUUUUAAAAUCUCAAAAAGUUGUACAUUUGUAAUUCUUAGCAUGAUGUAUUUCCGCAUGGUUUGUGAUAACAUAUAGGCUAUUUAAUAGCAUAUAUGCAGUGCAAACAUCAGUUACGACUGCAUCUGAGAGCCGCAGGUUCGUGUUUGGAAUUAAUAUCUUUCUAUUUCUUGUUAGGUUGUUUUAUUUUGCAUUGUUAGUAACGCGUAGAUAUCAUCGCGUACGUUGUUAUUACUCUUUCAGAUUUGUCACUGUUUUAGUUUCAAAUGUUCUCCUCUAUGUCAAAUUUCUUUAUUUUUACGUAUUUAGUUUUUUACCAGUUCUAUUUUUUAAGUAAUAAAUCGAUUUAUUUCAUAUUUUUAUUUUUUAUGUGUUUCUUGUUGCCUCUGAAAACUUCGAAUUCACCAUGUAAUUAUUGUACACGAAAGUUUUAAAUCAUUGCCUACUGUUUUAAUAUUUAGACCUGAAAAUUUGAUUUAUUUUGUUUUUUUUUUAUUAUUAAGAAUUGGAGAAAUAUUUUUAGGAGAAAGAGAAAUAUUGGAGAAAUAGUCAUAGGAAAAAUUUUUGAAUUCACGAUUUAUGAAUAAAAUUUUCUUUAUAAUCC